AGCCGCGACCCACUAGCAGACCGAGGGUGACCCGGAUGAUGGCGGCCGGCGCGGCCCUAGCCUUAGCCCUGUGGCUACUACUGCCGCCAGCGGGGGUGAGAGGGGCAGGGCCCCCGCCGAUCCAGGACGGCGAGUUCACGUUCCUGCUGCCCGCAGGGAGGAAGCAGUGUUUCUACCAGUCCGCGCCGGCCAAUGCAAGCCUCGAGACCGAGUACCAGGUGAUCGGAGGAGCUGGGCUGGACGUGGACUUCACGCUGGAGAGCCCUCAGGGCGUGCUGCUGGUCAGCGAGUCCCGCAAGGCAGACGGCGUGCACACGGUGGAGCCCACGGAGGCCGGGGACUACAGGCUGUGCUUUGACAACUCCUUCAGCACCAUCUCGGAGAAGCUGGUGUUCUUUGAGCUCAUCUUUGACAGCCUGCAGGAGGAUGAGGAGGUCGAGGGCUGGGCGGAGGCUGUGGAGCCCGAAGAGAUGCUGGAUGUCAAGAUGGAGGACAUCAAGGAGUCCAUUGAGACCAUGAGGACCCGGCUGGAGCGCAGCAUCCAGAUGCUCACGCUGCUGCGGGCCUUUGAGGCACGUGACCGCAACCUGCAGGAGGGCAACCUGGAGCGGGUCAACUUCUGGUCGGCCGUGAACGUGGCCGUGCUGCUGCUGGUGGCCGUGCUGCAGGUCUGCACGCUCAAGCGCUUCUUCCAGGACAAGCGCCCCGUGCCUACGUAGCCCUGCCCGGAAGAAGACCAGGAGAUGGGAGGGGCAGCAGGGCGCAUGCGUGUGGGACUUGGGGGUCCCUUCCCCAAGUUAGUUCCUUACAGGCCAGGAGGCUGUGUGGUCUGGGCCUGAGGGGUGGCCCCCGUGCGUCUCCUCCCUUCUGGGCCAGCAGGGAACACGGGCUGGCUGGCAGGCCUGGCCCUCCAGGGCGGGUGGCUCAGUGCCUGCGUCUACUUGCCUGGAAAUUGUGCAUGGGGGGUCUGCAGUGUUCGAAUGCAACCCCUGGAUUUUGGGGCCCUGCCUCCAUCCCCUCUUGUCAUGUGCCUUAGCCCAAGUCCUCCAGCUGGCACCAGCCC
Molecule: messenger RNA, 1063 nt
Organism: Diceros bicornis minor
Lineage: Eukaryota; Metazoa; Chordata; Mammalia; Perissodactyla; Rhinocerotidae
Gene: TMED1
Product: transmembrane p24 trafficking protein 1
Exons: 4
Coding region: 36-719 (227 amino acids)
Biological process (GO): intracellular protein transport; endoplasmic reticulum to Golgi vesicle-mediated transport; Golgi organization
Cellular component (GO): endoplasmic reticulum-Golgi intermediate compartment; COPII-coated ER to Golgi transport vesicle; endoplasmic reticulum
Source: RefSeq, a predicted model, not a curated record